GGUACCGUCGUGACUCGUUACUUCGUCUGUGGUACCGAUCUUCGCCUAAUUUUAAAUAAGUUAAGGUUUCCAAUAUAAGUUUAAGACAGGCUGCGAAUAUAAGUACUGAAAACCAUAGUAUUUUUCAACUAUGGCAAGAUUCUGCGGAUUGUUUGUGGCUAACUUCACAUUGUUGGUGACCAGUGCGUUUUUGCCGUGAAGCAAACGACACGUUUUUUUUUGUCUGUGUUUAAACUUUAGUUUUAGCCAAUGUUACAGAACAGGUAAUGCUAAACUUUUUAUUUUAUUAUCACCUUAAUCUAAUCCCCUUUCUUAUGCCGUUAUUAUAUUCUAUCUAAUUCACGUUUAGAAGUCGUAUUUGAAUAAAAUGUUAUUGAGGGGAUAGCGGCGGCCAUCUUGUUGCCAAACUUCACCUGCCCCUAGGGCUGUCGCUCUUUUUGUUUCAUAAUUUAUACUACUAUACAAUAUAUUUAUUUAUAAGUGGUAUAUUUGUUUAUAAUCGUGUUCUUGAAAACGAAAUUUUCAAUAUCAUAAUCCCAUAUAGAUUCGCAAGGGCGAAAAAUCAUUCGAGAGGUUUCAUAUUAUCUGAGAUUUUUUUAUUCUAUAUUUAUCUAUCUUGAGCAAAGCUUGGUUGCCCACGUCCCUUGGUAAUGGGUGAUAUCACCUAGAAUCGGAUUUUUAAUCGAAACAAUUGAUUACAGAACUACUCAUAAUGGCAAAUAAAAAAGAGAAAGUGAGUAAACGCAAAAAGCGGCCGUACACUGCUAAACAUUCAGAAACUAUGAUAAACUUAGCGGUGGAAGCAUUAAAAAAGAAGACAAUGUCGUCAUACGAUGCAGAAAAAGCCUUUGGCAUACCUCGCCGAACUUUAUUGGACAAGCUGCAUAAUAAACACCCUAAGAGACCAGGAUGCCCAACAAGACUUACCGAUCAGGAGGAAGAUGAAACAAUAAAAGUUUUAAUUGCAGCCGCCGAUUAUGGCAGUCCUUUGACUCUUUUGGAUUUGAGAAUUGUCGUAUACAGAUAUUUGGAGGGCAAUGGACGACUUUCAAUUUUUAAUAACAAAUUACCUGGAAAGAAGUGGGCAUACUCUUUUAUAAAAAGAAACAAACCUAAAUUAACCCACAGAGUGAUCCAAAACAUAAAAAGGAGCCGAGCAGAAAAAAGUCCCGAUGAAAUGAGAGAUUACUUCACAAAUUUAAAAUCAUCACUAGAAGGCGUCCCUAGUGAAAAUAUUUUAAAUUACGAUGAGACAAACUUGACAGAUAAUCCUGGGGUCCAAAAAUGUUUGUUCAGAAGAGGAAUUAAGUACCCCGAAAGGGUGUUAAACUAUACGAAGGGGGCUAUAUCUAUAAUGUUUGCAAUAACUGCAGCAGGAGAAUGUCUUCCUCCAUACGUUGUGUAUAAGGCGGAACAUUUAUAUACACAAUGGACACUUAAUGGACCUAAAGGAACCAGAUUCAACCGUUCUAAAUCGGGAUGGUUUGACAGCCAUUUAUUCGAAGAUUGGUUUGAAAGUAUGAUUUUACCAUGGGCUCAAAAUAAACCUGGUAAGAAAGUUUUGAUUGGUGAUAACCUAGCGUCCCACAUAAACGUCAAAAUUGUAAAAUAUUGUGAACAAAAUGAUAUAUGUUUCAUAUUUUUACCCCCAAAUUCAACACAUUUAACCCAACCCUUGGAUGUAUGCUAUUUUGGUCCCUUAAAAAAACUAUGGAGGGAAAUUCUAUUAAACUACAAAAUAAAAAACCCGAGAGAAGCAACAAUUCACAAGGGACAUUUUCCAAAUCUACUCAAACAACUAGUGGAAAAACUUAACGAAAAAAAUCAUAACAUAAUCAGUGGAUUUAAAAGCACUGGCAUUGUGCCAUUCAACCCCGACAAAGUAAUUAGUAAAAUGGCAGGUUCAAACCAACAAACGAUGACAUAUACUAUUGACAAUGCAUUAUUAGACUGGCUGAAGGAGACUCGCAGUGCAGAUCCUAAUAAAAAAGUACGAAACAAGAAAUUAGAUGUGCCACCGGGCAAAUCGGUUACCGAAAAAGAUUUUAAAGAUUUAACAACUCAACAAAAAUUAGUAAAAACAGGAAAAAGAAAUAAAAGGCAAAAAGAAAAAAAACUUAAAACUGUGCAGGUAAAUUCUGACUCAUUGCUGCAGCCAUUGCUAAUGCAAAAAAAUCCUGAAAGCCUCAAAAACUUGUGUAUCAGGAGUGUCAAUACUUACUUACUUCCAUAUAAGCAAAAUGCUGAGGUAUCCUUGUCGCAAGAAUCAAAUGUUAAAUAUUUGGGUGAACUUUCAAGGAAUGAUAAAGAAAAUAUGCCAUUCAUUGACAUAAUCCCAGACUGCCUACUUCAAUAUAAGCAAAAUGCUGAGGCAUCCUCGUCGCAAGAAUCAAAUGUUAAAUAUUUGGGUGAAAUUUCAAGGAAUGAUAAAGAAAAUAUGCCAUUUAUUGACGUAAUCCCAGACUGCCUUAAAACAAACCAAACAAAAAUUAUUAUAACCUCUGAUGUCAUUAUCGAAGCUGGGCCGUCUCAGAAAAUACUGCAGAAUAAGAAAGGAAACAGGAAUUUGAAAAAGAAAGGGGUUACAACAAUCACACGGUCUGCCUUACACAUGAAACUAGUCCCAAUUAAAAAGAGACAAAGAGUAGUAGCUGAACAAAGAAAAGUCCUAAAAGAAAUAACACAAGAAACAGAAGAAGAGGAAGAAGAAAUGACAGAUACUGUUGAAAAGGAACCAAAUGAUGAAAUUAAAGAAAGAAUAAGUCGAGAAACUACUAAAGCAAAAAAGAAGAUGCAAAAGCACACAUCUGUGAAACGAAGAAAGAAGAGAUCUAGUAGUCAAUCUAGCUUAACAACUGACAUUGAAAUGAAAAUAGAUGAUACGGAUGAUUCAGAAUAUGAAACAAUGGACGAUUUCAUCGCGACCUGCCAAAAAGAAGAACAAGAAAACAUAGAACCAUCAAUACACUACGGAAUUUCUGACAUUGAAUACUUCACAGAAAGUGAUAAUAAAUUAAAAACAGACUCCUGGAUUUUAGCUCAAUUUGUUACAAAAAAGAGUGUGAAGCACUUCGUAGGAAAAGUAAUAUCAAUAAAAAAUAACAUUCCUGAGGUCAAAUUUCUGAGAAAAAAGAAGGAAUCGAAAGUUAACCGAGGAUCAGUUUUUACUUACCCUACAGUUGAUGAUAUUUGGCCUAUGAAGCAUUUAGAUGAUAUUAUUUUAGUACUGCCUGAGCCAAAAAUUUGUCGACGAGGUCAAAUCAUAUUUAAUAUCGACUUGAGUAAUUACAACGUACAAUAGUUAUUUUACUUAUACUAUUUUCAUGAAAAUGAAUGCCUCAUUAUAUUAUUUUUAGUUCUUAUGUCUUUGACUGACCUGAUUAUUAGUAAUUGUUGAGUUUAUAUUUUAAGAAUUGUAAGUCAAAUAUUGUACCUUGAUUCUGUUUUUUUUUUGAUAACUGUUUUUUGUUACUAUACUAUUAAGCUAGAAGCAACUGAUUACUAAAUAUUUGUAUUUUUAUGUCUAUGCUUGACCGAGUCUGAUUUAAUGUCUAAGAAUAAUAAAUAAUACUAUUAUGAAUAAGAAUUUGAAGAUCAUUACGAGGCAAAUUUUUUUAACAUUCCCUUUGUUUUUGAUAACAUUUAAUCUACCAUUUAGCUUCAAAAUAAGGAUUAAAUUAUAAUAUGAGCUUUUAUGUCGAACUGACCUAGUUGAGUCUGAUUUUAUUAUUUAUUAUAAAAAAAUGGAAAUAUUGUUUUUA
Messenger RNA from Maniola jurtina (meadow brown), 3761 nucleotides. RefSeq lists its product as uncharacterized. The transcript has 2 exons. Gene Ontology annotation, cellular component: nucleus. Gene Ontology annotation, molecular function: DNA binding. NCBI's taxonomy places the organism in Eukaryota, Metazoa, Arthropoda, Insecta, Lepidoptera, Nymphalidae. The record is from RefSeq and is a predicted model, not a curated record. Bases 713 to 3301 code for a protein of 862 amino acids.